Echinococcus granulosus is the source of this 237-nucleotide messenger RNA. RefSeq lists its product as hypothetical. The transcript is spliced from 3 exons. The record is from RefSeq and is a predicted model, not a curated record. The coding region runs from base 1 to 237 and encodes 78 amino acids. Lineage: Eukaryota; Metazoa; Platyhelminthes; Cestoda; Cyclophyllidea; Taeniidae.
AUGUCUUCAGUGUUGGAAAAGACCUCCUUGAAGAUUGAGUGUGAGGCCACAAUGUCAAGCUGUCACUUCUUCAAGGAUAUUCCAGAGGGAGAAGCCAAAAGCCCUACUCGCAGAAAAACCUUGUCUAGAAUAACGAAGGAGCAGUGGCUUUUCGCUUCAGCUUCAAAAGAAAGGUAUCUGAGAGACAAAUUUGCUGCUGCUGCUGAUGAUGAUGGAGCGCAGAUUUUGGACUGUUGA